Pseudophryne corroboree (corroboree frog) is the source of this 2701-nucleotide messenger RNA. RefSeq names its product protein O-glucosyltransferase 1 (gene POGLUT1). Gene Ontology annotation, cellular component: endomembrane system. Lineage: Eukaryota; Metazoa; Chordata; Amphibia; Anura; Myobatrachidae. Gene Ontology annotation, molecular function: UDP-glucosyltransferase activity; UDP-xylosyltransferase activity. Bases 6 to 1082 code for a protein of 358 amino acids. Gene Ontology annotation, biological process: protein O-linked glycosylation; positive regulation of Notch signaling pathway. The transcript has 11 exons. The record is from RefSeq and is a predicted model, not a curated record.
UCGCCAUGUUGGUUGUGGCAUUGCUAGAGACGAUCACACGGAUCGAGUCUGGCAGCCAGACGCGACUAGUGGAUGUCAGAGAGAUGUUGCUGAUACUGGUCCUCGGGGCUGUGCUCCCUGGGAUCCUGAGUGCGGGGGAGCGGGAGGACACACGUUGGCACCAAUAUCUGAAUCGUAUCCACAAGAGAGUCCAAAGUCACACGUCAUGUCACAAUGACGCCUGCUACGACUGGGCUAUCCAGCAGGACCUAGCACCAUUUACUUCUGGAAUCUCUCGGGAUCUAAUGACAAAUGUUCUCAGCCGCAAGUUGGGGACACAUUACCAAAUCAUCAGCCACCGGUUGUACAGAGAGGAGGAGUGCAUGUUCCCGGCACGCUGUAGCGGGGUGGAGCACUUCCUGCUUCAGCUUCUGCCACAUUUGCCAGAUAUGGAGAUCUUGAUAAAUGUGCGAGAUUAUCCCCAGGUUCCUCAGUGGAUGACACCAGUCAUUCCAGUCUUCUCCUUCAGCAAGACUGCAGAUUAUAAGGACAUCAUGUACCCUGCCUGGACCUUUUGGGAGGGAGGGCCUGCAGUGUGGCCCAUAUACCCUACAGGACUGGGCCGCUGGGACCUGAUGAGAGAGGACCUGCAGAAGGCAGCUGAUGUCUGGCCCUGGGAGAAGAAAAUGCCUAAAGGAUAUUUCCGAGGGUCGAGGACAAGCCCUGAGCGGGACCCCCUGAUACUGCUGUCCCGGGAGAGCCCUGAUCUGGUGGAUGCGCAAUACACCAAGAACCAAGCGUGGAGGUCAGAGAAGGACACGCUUGGUCAGCCGCCAGCAAAAGAAGUUCCGUUAGUGGAUCACUGUGCAUUCAAGUACCUGUUUAAUUUCCGGGGGGUGGCCGCCAGUUUCCGGUUGAAGCACCUGUUCCUGUGUGGGUCACUGGUGUUCCAUGUGGGGGAUGACUGGCAGGAAUUCUUCUAUCAUCGGCUUGAACCAUGGGUGCACUAUAUUCCGGUCAGCCAGGACCUGACAGACCUGCGGGAACUGCUGCAGUUUGUGAAGGAGAAUGAUGAGGAAGCAAAGAAAAUUGCAGAAAGGUAAAAAGACCCACUUGGACGAGAAAUUUGACGAGCCUGUAUACAGACAACAGAUGGAUUAAAGAAGAAGUUUUGACAACCUUAUACACAGAUAUUUGAUGAACUAUGCCAUAGACCCCCAGUUUCCCUAGAAAUUUUAAAAUUACGCUAGCCCAACACUUUUUGUAAGUCUAUGGACAUUGACAAAGCUUUUGCUCACACCUAUUGGCAAAAGCCCAAAGAAGACUGCAUUCAACAGACACCGAACAAGACUUCAACCGACAAAUGUUCAUUAACCUGACAUAGAAUACCACUGCAUUUACCAUAAUUGUGUCUUAUCUUCAUCUCUACAACCUUCAGGUAAUGACACACAUAGUCGAUAGGGAAUACAGGCACAGAUAUCAGCAAUCACAUAUUCCCCCAUUCAUGUAUCAUCAACUAAAAUGUGCUUCCCCAUUUUGUUACAACCACAGCCGAAAAGAGCUCGGUAAAGUUUGACAGCCCAUCCACAGACCCGUACCACGGGAUAAGAAGGAAUUAAAAUGUAUACUUCGCAAUACCUCGAAGCUUGAUUUAGAACAUGUGCGGCACGAUGAUACAUGACCCCCCCAAACAUGGAUUCAUACACACAUGCUUCUGCUAUCUCACUAGGUCAUAUCCUUUUCCUACCUUCUCCUCCCCUACCCAACCAUAGAAAUAUUUACACUUGACAUAUAUUUUCCUCGUUUUGAAAUGUUUUAGGAAGUGGCAGUUAUUGUUGACUGCCAAAGGGUGGACUGUCAAAGUCAGAAAAAUAUCACUAUGCACACUGCCAUAUUUGCACCUCAUGCGAGUGCCUGUUGCACGUUCGUGAGCCCUGCCGUGCGUGCGCAUACUCGCCGUUGCGGGCACCCGCAGGCGCACGGUGUGCGCAUUUACGGUAAAGUUUAUGUGCGUCUAGCGGGCGACUCGUUCAUAACAUAUUUUAACUGUAUAACGUAUUUUGUAGAUCAUGGUCCCUUUGAUAGAUUCUGAAAGUUUAGUUAAUAUAGCAUGUUCAUGGACAAAGAGAUCCCUCUUUGUUUGAUACAAAGGGUCAGACAGGGAUUAUACAGUGGUGUUUAGUAUCCAUCGGAAGAGUAUUUAAUUAGCAAUAUUCCGGUGUUGGUUUGAAGCGGAUUAAUCGCUCGUGCGAAUAGUUAUGGACAUAAGAAGUUUAUGUCCAUUUACUAUUAUUUGCACUUACUUAUCCAUGCGGCGGGAAACCUAGUUUCCCACCCACCUGAGCAGUUGGAAGUAGACACAGCCCACCUGUAUGAAUCAACCUAUGACCUUUUGUUAUAAUGCGAAGACGAAUUCCUGUGUCCAAUGAACAAUGAGAUUGUAGGGACCAUUGAAUUGUAUUGUGUGUGGGGCAUAAAUAGACAAGCCGAUCAUAUCCAGCUCUCACUCUUCAACGGUUCUCAUUGCUGAUAAUCGGGAGCUGGAUAUCCAGAGGCGCAUGCGAUCGUUCCCCUUUGUGCGUAAGUUUUCUCCGCAAUCAUAUUGUCUUUCUUGUUAUUGUGAGCCAUAUCUCUCUCUCUCUCUCUUCUUUUUCUCUCUCGUUUCUCUUAUAUUAUUAUUGUACUGAUAUUGUAUUUCAUGUGUAGUUAUCUGGUUAGGUAG